Messenger RNA from Calliphora vicina (urban bluebottle blowfly), 6858 nucleotides. It is a transcript of the gene Cep290, whose product is annotated as Centrosomal protein 290kDa. Lineage: Eukaryota; Metazoa; Arthropoda; Insecta; Diptera; Calliphoridae. Bases 1 to 6441 code for a protein of 2146 amino acids. The transcript has 16 exons. Gene Ontology annotation, biological process: ciliary transition zone assembly; non-motile cilium assembly. The record is from RefSeq and is a predicted model, not a curated record. Gene Ontology annotation, cellular component: ciliary transition zone; centriolar satellite.
AUGGAUUUGCCCGAUGUGGUGUCUUUAAGAAAAUUUAAAGAGUUUUCUAAACCUCAAAAAGAAGAACUUUUCGAGACCUUAUUGGAGCUGUCAGAGGCCAUAGAUGAAUUACCUAAAAAAUCAAUUCGAAAGACUUUGGAAUUGACAUUGGCCGUUUUGACAUACAAAGGUGAACAGGUCAGGGAGUUGGAAGAGCAAUUGGAAGCUAAAGAUAAAGACAAAUCCCAUCAUGACCGCUUAAUGGCUGAUAAUGAAAAACUAAAACGCAUGGUGGCCAAUUUGGAGGACGACAAACUAGAGUUUAAAAAUAAAACCAAGGAGUUAACGGAGGAAAUUUUUUCUUUGCAAAAACGUUUACGUGAGGCUGCCAAUGCUGAUGUCAGCGAUAAAGACUCUUCCGACCCCUUGUCCGAGCUGGAUAAACAAGAAACUCUUCUACGCAAUAUUAACACCAAGAAUAAACAUAUCAAACGUUUGCUGAGAGAAAUUGAGUCCCUACAAAAUCAAAACAUCGAACAAUCCAAAACGAUUUUAACCUUGGAAAAAGAUUUGAAACAUGGUAAAGAUAUAUUAUUAAAGUUUAAAGCCGACGUAACUUUAUUGGAAAGCGAGAAAAAGGCUCUCGCUGAUUCUAUGCAAGAUCUUAAUAUAGAAAUAAAACGUUUGGAGGGGAAUAUCACAUAUUUAGAAGAUGAACGAGAGAAAAGUGAGAACGAUUUGAAAGAGUUCAUAGAAAAGUUGGAGAAAAAAGCUAUGUCUUGGAAGAAAAUGUUGGAGGAGAAAGAUAAACAAUUAAAGAAAUUUAAAAGUAAAAAAGAAACAAAGCAAGAUAAUGACAGCCAGAAAGAAGAAGAAACAGAAACUAAAGAGGAAAGUGAGCAAUCAGAAGAACAGGAAGAGAUAAGUAAACUACAUCAUUCCUUAGAGUCCCGCGACAAACUUAUCGAACAAUUGGAGAGUAAAAUAAAAAUGAUGGCCGAGGAAAUGAUUACCUCCACCAAACUUAUGAAUAAACUAAGUGCGGAAAAAGAAGAAGAACGUAAUCCUCGUAAACUACGGCAGUGCUGUAAGUCAGUGGAAUUAGCUUUAAUGGCCAGCAAUGAAAAAUGUCAUGAACUCUCGGAAAUGCUGCAAAAAGCCGAAGAGGACAGUUGUCUCAAGGCCAAACAAGCUAUGGAAGCCACAAAAGCUUUGACAGCCUAUCAGAAGGGCGAAGACGGCCUAAUGCCGGCCUUAAGGAAAUGUUCUUCCUUGGAGAAUAAAUUGCAGUCAAGAGACAAGCAAAUCAGAGCUUUGGUCAUGGAAUUGAAUUCAAUGCAUGAAAUAGCUCAAGAGAAUACUUUGUUAAGAAAACGUCUAAAUAUACCGGAAGAUGUGGUUAUAACAGCCAAAAACUUGCAAGCCAAAGAGCGUAGCAAAGAGAAAAUGAUAGAGAAAUUAACAUUGAAACUGAGAGCAUCAGAGGAAAUGAGAUUACAAUUGAAAAUGGAAAAGUCAGAUUUAAGAAAGCAACUAUUGGACUUAAAACAAAAUACCAAUACGCCUUCCUCUCCAGAAGUGGAAGAAAAUAAAACUCCUAAGACCCCUAUAAAAACACACAACAAGUCUCCUAAAGCAAAAACAGAGCUGUAUUCAACAAGCUCUAUGGGGAAAGAAGUAGGUGAAGUAGAAGAUUCUUCCAAUUCAAGAGAAACCUCUUUGAUGGUAACUGUUUGUAGCCAGUGCCAAGGUAAUUUGAGAGUAGAACUACAGGAUUCAAAUGAUCAUGAUUUACAAGCCAAAUAUCAAGAAAUACUGCAAGAAAACGAUAUUUUAAGACAAGGAAUGUUGGAAAUUUUGGAAAAAUUAAGGGAAUAUGAUGAUUGUUCAGACAACAUUACCAUCGACAAUGUGAUGCUUUCUAGAUUAAUCCAGGCUUUAAAGUGUUCUAACUCUGCAUUUGAUACUCCCAAAAGGAUAAGAGAUCAAUUGGCUUUGAUACAGUCACGAGAAAAAGCUUUAGAAGAGCUUUUGCUAAAACAUAAACCUCAUGAGGAGGAAAGGGAAAUUGCUACUGAAGAUUUAAAUUCCAUAGAGAGUAUGCGUGAAGAUGGUGAGAUUAGAGACAUAGAAGAGCCUGUCUUGCAGCUGCCCGAGUAUUUAGAUACCUCUACCAGACCUACUACCCCCAACAAAAGUAUCAUUAUACCCAAUAUACCAGAAGAAGAAGGUGCCCCAGAUGCAGAUUCGGAACCCGAAACAUAUAUUUCUUUGCCCAAAAAACGUAAACUAGAAACCGAAUUGGAAGAACUUAAAAUCUUUAAGAAAUAUUAUGAAGAGCUUAAGCUGCAUAUGAAUGCCAAUGAAAUGGAAACUAUGCAAACUUGUGCUCAACUUACCGAACAAGUUGUUAACCAAGAGCUAGAGUUAAUGAGAGAACGCAGAAGUUAUGGAUAUAUGAGAGAGGAUUUUGACCAAAAUCUGUCGGCUUUAAAACAACUUGAAAUAUCAAGUAUUAAAACAGAGGCCCAGUUAAAGAAAGAAUUAUUGGAUAGUCAAGAAAUUGUAGAAAAACUCAAACAUGAUUUACAAAAUCAUAAAAAUGUGUAUGCCUAUACAACGGAAGACUAUAAAUGUUUGCAGCAAUCACUCAAUGAAAGUCAAAUGAAACUGGCCAUAGUUACAGAAGAGCUUUUGGCUGGCAAGCAGGAAUCGAAUAUAAAAAUUCCCGAACUUUGUAUGGAUUAUGGUAUAAUAAGAGACGAUUUACAAUUAGAAUUUAUAACACAACAGGAGUAUGAAGAGCAAAAACUAAUAGUCAAAGAGUUUGAGACACAGAAAUUGGAAAUGCUAAGAAAAACUACACAAUUGGAGUCACUAUUGGAAAUAGCUCAAGAGCAAAUAUCAUCACAGCAAAGGUUACUCAAUGAUAUCACUGAUAAUCAUGUUAAUUUGAGACAUCUAGUAGCUGAUUUACAAAGUUCUACAGAAGAGAAAUUGUUAAUGGCUAAAAUGCAAAGAGAUUUAGAUGCAGCAAAACUGGAGCUUAGUCAUGUGAGAAAUGAGCGAGACUCUCUUAAGUUGCAGUUUGAAAAUACAGAACAGGAUAUAAUCAGUCGAAAUCAUAUGAUUGAGAAUUUAAACAAAAGCUUCCAAAUAGAACGCCAAAAUAGCAACGUUAAGAUCAAAUUUCUACAAAAAUCCUUAUGUUGUCUUAAAGAGAAAUAUGCCAAAUUUACACCAUUGGUCUUCCUAACCAAUUUUGUUUAUGCCUACAACAACUUCCUAAAGAAAUCGUCCAAUUUAAAUGACAAUAAUAUAAACAAAACUGAACUAUUAAAUGGUUAUAUAGAGGAAGUUAUUAAAGCAGCUUUAAAAGAAUAUAAUUUAGAAAUGGAAGAGAAUCAAAAAGUUAUUAAGCUGGUAAAAACUGAAACCCAGUGCAAACUCUUUGAAGAUCAAUUGCAACAGUCUGAAAAGAAAUGCCAUGAAUUAGAACACGAUCUACAUGCAAUAAAACUUAAAAUGGCUGCGGAGUCCGAACACUGGCACACAAUAGAGGCGUUAUUUGGUACAGAGAAAGCUCUAGAAGAGCCCAGUAAGCAAACUGAAAAUAAUGAUAAGCCAUUACAGCAAUUAACCAAAGACAUUGGCUGUAAUACAGAUAGUACUCCAAUACCAGCUGAAAGAAAUCUAUCAGCCAGCAAAUCACACAAAGUCUCCAAAGAAUUGGUGGAUAAAAACAUGUCUCCCAUACAAUCUCCCAAAAGGAAAACUCACAAAGAAUCAUCAACACAAACCGAAACGGAAUAUUUGGAAACAAAAGAGAGUACUCAAUCAGAUGUACAGCCCGAAGACGAACAAAACGAAAAUCCUUUGGAUCAACAACACAAGGAAACUACAGCAGAGUCUUGUAAGCAAACAGUAGAGGCUGAAAUCCAAACUGGUGUUGAUUUAAUUGAACAAGACUCAAAAGCUAUUCAAACUUUAGAGGAAGAGGGUAAAGAAAAAGGUGAUAGUGAGAAAAUUGUUAAAGAGAGUGAACUAAACGAAGCUUUGGAGAAACUGCAGAAAACGGAAGAGAGUCUAUCACAAGCCAAACAAGAAAUAGAGGACUUGAAACAAGAGCUAACAACUAAAUCGGAAAACCCGCCCACUCCCGAGCAACAGGAAAAGCCUACAAACCCACCAGAGCAACAAGCACAAACUUCUAGCUUGCAAUCAGAUGUAAUAGAGAAAACCAUAUUAUCCUUCCAUACACUCUUAACUGAAAAGGAUAAAUCCAUAGGAAAAAUGCAAGAUAUUUUGCAAACCGAAAGAGAACAAAAUCAUUUGAAUCUUAACAAAUUAAAUACCGAAAUGGAGGGUUUAAAAAGCACUAUUGUAAAUCUAAAUUUCAAUAUAAAAACUAAGGAUAUAGAAAUAUUAGAACUUAAAACGCAAUUGGAAACUCUUAGCGUAAGACGUAAUUCGAAUGAGAAAUUGGAAUUGGCCACACAUCUGGCUGCCGGAGGAGAAGAAAAUGUGGAUAAUAGCCUCAAUGAAAUGACAGAUGAAAAAAUCGAAGAAAUGUUUGAGGAGAAUACUACGACGCCAUUGGUAAAGGUAGCCACAAACAGUACAGGAGAAAAUUGUGCACAAGAGAAACAUGAAUUAGAGCAUAAUAAGGAUAUGCCCGAAAAUUUGAGCAAACAAUUGAAAGAGCUUAAAGAAAAGGCCAGUUAUUGGGAGAGUUCCUUUAAACUAAAAGAGGAAGAGAUACAGAUACUUAAAGAAAAAAUCAAAUUUUUGCAAGAUCGUGAGAAAUCUUCAAACAUGACUCACAAUCCAGAAAUGGAGCAAUUACGUUCCUUAUUAGAAGAGAAGGAUAAACACAUCAAUGAGUUAAUGGAUACCUUAAAUAACUUCCAUGACGAUCAACAACGUUUUAUCAAUGAUUCUUCAAAUUAUUCAGCCGAUCAAAUAGCCAAAUUGGCCAGUGAUCUGACACGUACCGAGGCCACCAAUAAAAUCUAUCAAGCUCAAGUUGAAGCUCUGCGCAAGCAAUUAACCAAUCUAACGCAACGUGAAAAACAAGCCAGAGAAUUAAGUCAAUCUUUGCGCAAUCAAUUAAUUAAACGACCCGUGGUCUCUAUUAAAACCGAGCUAAAUGCACGUGUUAAAAGUGAAAAUCUUCAAAAGAGAGUACAACAACUGGAAUUAGAUUUAGAGGAUGCCAAAAUCGAAAUACAAAAACAAAAAGUUAUAAUCGACAGUAAGAGAGCACGCAGUGCCAAUGAAGUGGGUUUAUGGGAGAAACAAAAAAGAUGGCAACAAAAUGCGGAGAAAUUUAAAGCCAAACUGGAGGAAACCGAGACAUUGUUGGAAAAAACUCGAAGUCUAUUGCAGUCGGCCAGAAACACCAUCAACCGUUUAGAGAAAGAUAAACAAAUUUUAGAGGCGAAAAUGGGCAGAAUCACUCAACAUAAUGUACAGCAUUCUAUGAAAUGUUGUCGAACACCCUCAUGUCCCAAUUUACACCGUCAGACAUCGAGUGUUGGUACAAAAUACACCCCCUCCGAAAGUCCCGAAACAUAUACCGGGGCUAGCAGUGAAUGUAGCUCACCCGGACGCAGCUCUUUACCACCCUGCAACAAGACACAUUUCACUAAUGUCACGAGUUCUUUACAAAAUUCCCAUGGUGACAUCAUCGAGGCUUUGAAAGCACGCAUUGAGAUGCAACAACGUAAAAUUUUGGCUUUAGAAUUGGAGGGCAAGGGCAGCAAUGCUUUAACUACCGAAAUGGAAAAGAUACAGGAAAAGCUUUCGUCCAUAGAAGCUCAAAAUAUUCGUUUAGAGGCGAAAAAUCUGCAGCUGCAAUUGGACAAUGAUCUGUUGAGACAAGGUGAUGGUACGGAACGUUUGCAGAAACGUAUUAAACAUUUGGAAGACUACAUAAUUGCUUUAAAAGAAGAAAUGGCUUCCGCAGAGGCUCGCAAAGAAUUAUGCAAAUGUACAGGUAUAAAACUAAACACACAAAUGGGUCAAUCGGCAGAAACGACCAUUUUAUCGCUAAGAAAUUUAGUGGAAAAAUUGAAAGCUGAAAAUAAAUAUUUAAAAGAUGGCAGAAGAUCAUGUGAAUCAAGAGCUUCCAGCGAAACUUCUACGCUUGAAACGGCCCGUUUACAACAAAUGUAUACCGAUUCACUGGACAAAAUCUCCGCUCUGCAAUUAAAACUACAAUCUAAAUGUCCGCACUGUGAGAAUAAAGGCAGAAUGCUGGCCAUGGACUCUCAGACACAAGAUGAAUUGAAAUAUGUUAAAGAACAACUUGUAAAAAAAUCACAAUUAUUGCAAAAAGCUAAAGUUUUAUUAACACGAGCCGCCGCCAAAGAAAAAGUGUUAAAAGAACAAUUAUCGAUGUGGAAGCGUAAAUGUUCAGAGUUACAAAAUGUGCCGGUUAUAGAUGAAAUUAGUGAAUAGUUUUAAUCUAUUUGAUGAGUUUGAAUUUUUUUCGUUUUUUUUUUCUUUUUAUUUUUUCUUUACUUAAAUUUGUUAAUUUAAUUCUUUUUUUUACUGCUUGAUGUUGGUUUAAAUUGUUUUAUUUAUGUUGUUGUUUUUCGUUUUAAUUAUUUUAUAAAUUCCUGUACUAUUUUUUAUGAAUUUAAUUCAUUUCAACUUCAUUGGCAUUAUAUUUUAAUUGUAGUGUUAUAGUAUUUGGUGUAGUCUGAUCGGACACCAUUAUUUGUUGACCAUCUUUGAGUCCUAACUCGCCCAAAGACUCUGUCAAAUUACAGCGCGUACGCUCUUCAAUACUUUUAACCGUAGACAUGUAUAAAGUUUUAUUUUUACCAUUAAUUAUUGUUGUAAUGCCUGAAAUAAAAUAAUACAAAAAAGUCA